Messenger RNA from Rana temporaria (common frog), 13912 nucleotides. RefSeq names its product NACC family member 2 (gene NACC2). Gene Ontology annotation, biological process: regulation of transcription by RNA polymerase II. The coding region runs from base 1400 to 3151 and encodes 583 amino acids. The transcript has 6 exons. The record is from RefSeq and is a predicted model, not a curated record. NCBI's taxonomy places the organism in Eukaryota, Metazoa, Chordata, Amphibia, Anura, Ranidae. Gene Ontology annotation, molecular function: protein binding; DNA-binding transcription factor activity, RNA polymerase II-specific; RNA polymerase II cis-regulatory region sequence-specific DNA binding.
AAAGGGGGUCUUAAAUUGGAGGAGAGGCUUAAUAGGGCUAAGUUUGUGUAGGAGGUGGGGGGUUAAUAUUACAAUUUCAAAUGACCUUAAACCUAGAGGUUGGCUUCUUUAUGGACUUUCAUGUACAUGAAGGCAGCACAGUCCAUGCACACUCUGUAGGUGGCUGGUAAGCGUGAUCUGCCUUUUGAAACUUGGCAAUAAUGGAAGUGCAAUUGUCUUGAAGUGUUGCCAGUGACACAAUUGCCUGUUUGGAAAAGCAAUAUGCCGCAGAAUCGAGCAAGGUCUGCAUCAAAGAGUAGAGGUACACUAACAACAGAGGGGUGGUAAAAAAAGAUUCCAAGUAAGGAGAACAGAAGAAAAUGUGUGGGAAAAACAAACAGCAUUGGUGACCCUGAAUAGUGGGGUGUCACGUAAGUGUCUGGGUGAAAUUUUGGCACUUCCCAGGCAUGGCUGUAGUUUUGCAGGGCAGGGGCGUUCAGCAGCCAGACCCACCCUGCACCCCUUGUGCCUGCCGCCCUGCAGCAAAGGGGCAGCAGAUCCUAAUAGAAACUCCCACUCCUAAAACUGGUGAGAGAGAGAGAAUAGAAAGGGGAGAUAACAGCACUGUACAGUAAAAUUCCUGGCACCCUUCCAGCUUUUGCAACCAUGCCUGCUGCUCAUUCGCAGCUCCCCUCCCAAGCCGCAGGAGUUAAACACCAUCUCUGCCAACCUUGCAGACUGUUUGGAAUAGUUGAAAUGCUUUGACACUCCGGACUGGAUGGCAGGGGAGGCAGUUUACAGUGUCAUUCAUAUGCAAAACUGCACCAUAAAUCCUCAGCCCUGUCUGUGUUGCUGUGGCACCACUAAGCACCCCAUCAGCAUACAGUACAGUAAAAAAAAAGAAAAAAACUCCUGCCAUCUUUGUUUGCAUUGCAGUGACUCAUCAAAAGUCUGCCUUGUACCAACACUGAGAGCAUUCUUCUGGCACUGAGCGUCCUCGGUUUUUCUCUCUCUCUCUCUCUUCUGAAAGCUGAGGCUCUGGGCUGGCAUGUUCUUCAGGUCUCUAAUCAAAGGGUGCUAUUCAUUGCGCAGAGAGCCUCUGAAUGCUAAUCUGCAUCCGGCCACAGUCAUUGACAUGCUAUGCACUGCUGUGUUGGACAUUUUGACUUGCUAAAAACCUUGAGACCCAAAAAAACGGAGGCUUUUUUCCUCGGAUGCUGCUGAUGUAUAUAUUUUUUUCUCCUCUCUUUUCCUCCCUCGACGUUUCCUAGUGAGCCGGAGAAAACAAAGUGGGACGCACUGUCUUCUCUCCUCCCGACCGAUGUCUGGAUACUUGGGACCACUCUGGUGAUAGAAGAUGUGAACAAUCUCUGUUGCAACCCUGUUGAAUGUCCGAAGCCUGCUACGUCACUGCCCAGCCAUGUCACAGAUGUUACACAUAGAAAUUCCCAAUUUUGGGAACACCGUCUUGGGAUGCCUGAACGAGCAGAGGCUUAUGGGACUAUACUGCGAUGUUUCCAUUGUGGUGAAAGGCCAGGCCUUCAAGGCGCACCGUGCUGUCCUGGCAGCCAGCAGCCUAUACUUCAGAGAUCUGUUCAGUGGCAACAGCAAGAGCGCCUUUGAGUUGCCGGCUACGGUGCCGCCAGCGUGCUUCCAGCAAAUACUGUCAUUUUGCUACACUGGGAAGUUGACUAUGGCGGCUAGCGAGCAGUUGGUGGUGAUGUACACGGCCGGCUUCCUUCAGAUUCAGCACAUCGUAGAGCGUGGGACAGACUUGAUGUUCAAGGUGAGCUCACCUCAUUGUGACUCUCAGACCACCAUGAUUGAAGAUACCAGUUCGGAACCCCAGAGCCCCUGCAACCAGACAACAGCUAUCGCCACCUCUGCUUCCUAUGUAAUGUCUCCUUCCAUGCCCAUCCCACUUCUCACCCGAGUGAAAAAUGAGAGCUUGGAGGUUCAGCCUAUUGCGGUACCCAACGUGCCUGGCAAGAGGCCGACGGAGACUCAAAACAGGGACAGCACGGGAGGAGCCUUGUCUGCAGUGGCCCCGCCAAAGCUACAGCGGGUUUCUUACUAUGGUAUGUCUAGCCUAGCUACGCUCUUCCCCAAUGUACAGCAAGUGUCGUAUUCACAAGGGGAGCGCACAAGUCCUAGUGCAAGCAGCAUACCGACCACAGACAGCCCAACAUCCUACCACAAUGAGGAAGAUGAGGAGGAGGAUGAGGCCUAUGACACUAUGGUGGAAGAGCAUUAUGGUCAGAUGUAUAUCAAGUCCACUGGGGGAUACACAGUUGGUCAGGAGAAAGAUCAAAUACAGACUUCACUGGAGAAUCGUUCUUGUGUCCUGAUUCGGAGAGACCUGGUGGCACUUCCAGCGAGCCUCAUUAGUCAGAUUGGCUACCGCUGCCACCCGAAGCUCUACUCAGAAGGUGACCCAGGGGAGAAGCUGGAACUGGUGGCAGGGUCAGGGGUAUACAUCACCCGUGGACAGCUUAUGAACUGUCACCUCUGUGCUGGAGUGAAGCAUAAGGUCCUUUUAAGACGACUUCUUGCCACAUUUUUUGAUCGGAACACACUCGCUAACAGCUGCGGCACCGGGAUCCGCUCUUCCACCAGUGACCCCAGCAGGAAGCCUUUGGACAGCAGGGUACUAAAUGCUGUGAAAUUGUAUUGCCAGAACUUUGCGCCCAAUUUCAAGGAGAGCGAGAUGAACGUCAUAGCAGCAGAUAUGUGCACUAACGCCCGCAGGGUACGUAAACGCUGGCUUCCCAAGAUAAAGUCAAUGCUGCCAGAAGGUGUGGAGAUGUAUCGUUCUGUGAUGGGUGCAACAGCGACUGGUGUCCCACUGGAAUCAGAAUUCCAGCCCACCCCAGCCCAGGUGUUCGAGCAACGCAUUUAUGCAGAGCGGAGAGGAGAUUCUGGCGCCAUAGUGUCCUUGAGAACUAACACAACAAACAUAGACCUCACCGCCAAUGCUAGUCCUCCGUUCGAACAGAGCCAGGAGGCUGAAGGAGCAACAGGGUCCGUCAUUCAGGAGGUAGGUGGCACUGAUCCGUUGACAUCGGACAACCCAAGCUCACCUCCAACUUCUUUCGAACAAGACGCCGGCUCCACCAGCAGGCCAGAGACCCCUGUGCGGAGACAAGAAGCUUCAUACAGUGGGACUUUAUAGAUCAUGAAGAAAAGCCAACAGGGAGUCCGCACGGUGACCUGUAAGGGAAGUUGUAAUUCUAGCGCUGCUUGCAUGCAUUACUAAUACGAAAAGAAAACAAAAUGUGAUCAGCCACUUACUUCAGAACUGCUAUUUUUGCCUGACUAAAAUGUGAUUUUUAUUCUGCUUGUAUUUAAAACAAAAACACUCAAAGAACAAAAAAAUUACAAAGGAAAAAUAAUCGCGUUCGUUAUACUGUAAACGAUCAGGUCGAAUGAGACCUGCUUAGUUAUAAAACAAAAUGGGCUCAUUUUUAAAAUGGAAUUUACUCUAAUGAAUGCAUAUAUUUGUUUUAUCUUCCACUCACAAAAGCACGUGUUUAAGAAAAAAAAAGUAAAAGUAAAAUCAGCACCGUUCAUUAAUCCAUUCAUGGUUUAAAUGGGACGUUACCAUCACUUAUCGUCUAUCAUCCUUCUAUUUUGGAGCAAGAAAUUUCUUGGGACUAUUGCAAUCUGCAAAGCAGGUUUAGGGGCCAUCAAAUGGCAAGUUUGUAUGACAUUGUGUAUUAAAAUGGAGAUAUUGGCCUUGUUUGCAAUUCACAUUUUUUUUAUUUUUUUAUUUAGAUUAGCCAAAAACUUCUAGUUUUGAGAGAGUGACGACUUUGAUAUAUCCACCUAGUAUCUCCAAGGGUGUAUAGGUGGCAACUAACAAGUUCUAGUUUGGAAGACCACCCACCAGUAGAAUUGAUCUUUGCUGGUUUAUCAAACCAAACAAUUAAAUAAAAGCCAGCAAGCUAUGUUACAUUGUUUUGGCUUUGUUACCAAUGUUGAAGUCAUGAUCUCGAUUUUUACUUUUGGAAAGUUUAACCAGGAAUUGCAUUUACAUGAAAAGUAUAAAAAAGUUGCAACAGAAAAUAGUUAAGUAUUUGCACUGUUACAAAUGUUCUUCUAAAAACCAAUAACAGAUUUUUUUCUCAUACACAGGAGAGAUGUAGUUAAAGAAGGAAUAUUGAACUUUUUUUUUCAUAAAAUAUAAAUAUCUAGUUAUUAGAGCAUUUGUUUGGGGAGAAUCUUAAAACGAAUCGUUGCAUGUAUUGAAAACCAUUUUAUGGUAAACUAUGAAACAAACUUAACAGUUUUAAUAGCUAGUUUUUUUUUUUUGUGGAGAUUUAACAUUGGAAGAAUUCCUUUCCUUGGGCUUAGUUGUUAAAAGGAAACCUCUAUAUCAAUGUUGUUUGACAGAUACAUGCUUGGGUAUAUUCACUGAUGCAAGUAGACUGAAUGCAACACACAUGGGUUUUGUAUUUACUGAGCUCUGAAUGGGUGGAUUUGUGCUUCUGGGAGGUUAAGGCAAAUAUGUCUCUUCAUGCACAAGUUGAAUUUUGAGACUUCAGGUUUUUAGAGUCCACUUAGUUGAGGUUCUUGAAUACUAUUUGGUCUUGGCUGCUGUAAGGUUCUGCUUGGUGAUUUGAGAUGAGAAUUGAAAAGGGCGGUACCUUCUUUAGGGCUUUCUGUAUCUGUACAGGUUCUAGGCCUUUUUACUUGAGGAUUUUGAAAAUGCUUUUAUACUUUUUUUUUUUUUUAUCCAUUAGCGAAUAAGAUGAUCUAAACAUGCCUAUGUUGUUAAAGGUUCUAGGUUUAUUAAAUUCAUGUCAAAAAGAAAGUCUAGCUAUUUCUGAGCAAUUGGAGGACAGUCUGGAUAAAGUACAGAUCCAGCCUAGAGGAGCUUUUGGCCUUCUUUUGUUCUUUCCUUUUUCACUGGAACAUUAUGUGUUUACCACACACUGCAUUUGUCAUGUAAAAUCAGAUUAUUGAUUUUUAUAUCAGUCUUAAUGCAUAUUUUAGAAAGUAUUCCCUUCUGCCUUUUGGAUAUCUCCCAAGCUGCCAUAAAUUAAUGGAGUUUGUUUUUGAUGCAUGCAUUUCCCAGAAUCCUCUGGGGUCCUACAGAAGAGGUAGAAUCAGGUCAUCAUCCGUUUAGACUUUCUCCUUUUGCUCAAAUGUGAAUACAAUUUUUGUUUGGCUUUAGAUGCAGAUUAAUUGCACUUUAUUCUAAAAAAAAACACUUAUAAUGUCCUAAAAGGCACAGAGCUUUGCAAAUGUAUUAUUUUGAAGAACAGAAUAAUUGAUGUGCACUUAGAUACAGAUAGUUUAUUAUAGAAUUAGUUACAAGGUACUUUGUUAAAUAUGGAAAGAGAAGAGAGUGAUUUCAGUUGUUGACUAUAUACCAGCGGAAAGAUAAGGUUAGCACAAUGCCGAUUCCUUGCCUUAAAAGAUCUACAGAAAUAGGGUAAAGGGACCACCAUAAAAAAUGUAGGACAGUGAUAAAUUACAACAAGGCUGAACAUCCUAUCAGUAGUUGCAGACCUUUAAGCGUGUUGUCACUUGAAGUUUUAAUACCUAAAAGGCGAAGUGCUCCCCAGCCCCUGGAUCUCAAGAGAGGCCAAGUGACAAUGCUCAGUUGUUAGCUGAGCACUAUUAAAAGCGUGUUAAAACUUGUUUAUGGAGUCUACAGCCAUUGUCAUGUUUGGAGCUCCAAGAAAAUGGUUUAGAAUGUAGAAAGAACUUAUUGUUCACAGCCAGUUUGUGAUCCUUGGUUGGCUUCCUAGGUUGUCAGAUUGUUUAUUAUCUGUAUGAAAACUCAACACUCGUGUGUUUACAAGAUUUAACUUUGAGGGUACAUUACUGGAUUAUUAUGAGCUUUGAUUAGUGAAGAUGGACACAUACCUUGCUAAAAACACCCAUAGCUAGGACAUAUUUUCCAUCCUAUAUGUAAAUAGGUUCUGACUUGUUUUUUUUUCGUUGCAAGGAUCAAACAGUCUAUGCAUUUUGAAUAUACAAAAAAUAUAUAUAUAUAUUUAGGACGAUAACAAAAUGGGAAAACUGAUUAUCAUGUGGUGUUUCCAAACAAUCAUGCUCUAACAUUUUUGGGCAUUUUAGCUGGCAAAGAUUCAAUUUAAGCUACUUAUCUACUUAACUAUGUUAAAUUUGGAUCAUUGGCUGGUUGUCAUUGAGCAGGCAAUAAAUAGGGCCAUUGGUCCCUGGUUAAUCAAUCCCAGUUAAGUUAUGUCCGGACCAAAUUAUUUUCCCUGAGCUAUAGCCAAAUGACCAGAUUAAGAAAAAAAAUCCCUCUUUUUACUUUACGGAUUGAUAUGAAUUGGGUUGUUCUUUCUGUAUACAAAUUGCUAGCCAUAAUAUGAAUUGUCUGAUAAAACACAACAUUAAUGAUUACAGGUACUUAGCAGUUUAGAAAUGAGAUUUAGGCACAAGCUAGUAGACUAUAGUCUAGGUAGAACAAUUGAAAAACAAGGUACCCUCUUUAGCACAGUGGACCUUGGGAAUGGUAUCUGCAGUGCAGGUAUUAAUGUAUUUGAAGAUCAAUAAAGGUUAAAACCAAAGCGGUAUUAAUCUGCAGAACUUAUGAGAAAGCACUUAUUAUAUUUGGAGUGAAAUGCGUGAGUGUGUGUAUUUUAAGUGAUCAGAUUUUGUGAAAACAGUGGCAGUUCCGGAGAAAGGCCUUGAAUGUAGAAUAUGUAUGUUUUUUAUGAAUGUUCUUUAAAAUCCCAAUUUCAGUCAAAACAGAAUGCUUUUGGGCCAUUUUGGCCUAGUGUAGAAUAAAAUUCACUUAUUGCACAGACUGUAUUAACAAAACUAAAGUGAUGUAUAGAGCAUAACUUGAUUUGGGGAGUUUGGAGAGGCACCUUGCACAAUGGGAGAGAAAUAUAUAUUUUUUAUUUACCUAAUUUCUUCCUGUACAUAUUUUAGUUUAGGAAAGCAGAAGAUGUAGGAUAAAACUGUUAAAAAUGUGAAUGGUAUAGGACUUGCUUAUCACAUGGUGAUUCAUGCAAGUCAUUUGCACUAACGUUUUCUGUGUGUCGAGAAUUAACGAUGUGAAAGACUGCGUGGAUGAUCAUUUCUCAUUUUGGAAAGAUUUUACAAAACAAAAAAUAAAAGGGGUGUUUAGAAUGUUCAGAGAACUUUGAUUGUAUAGGCUUUCCUGAGUGCCUUAUUUUAUUUUUUUUCCUUUUUGCUAAUAUGUGAAAAAUGAUUACAUUUCUUUUAUGUCUGUAGGUGGAAGCUCAAAUCAUUCUUCCUAAAGGGAUUAGUCAAAGUUUAUUAAAUCCCUCUUGUUUACAGCAGUAUAUUUGAUUAGCCAAAAGAAAAAUGUAGGCUAUUGUCUAGAAUUCGGAGUAGGUUCUGUACGAAACAAAAGUGAUUUUUCUUGUUUUCAAAUGAACAUUUCUUGCAGUCUUGGCAAUAUUAACAUGCCUGUGUGUUAUAAAAGCACUUUCCCCCUCCCAAGCGUUUCAUGGGAUUUUAAAGGAGAAUUAGUACACAGUCAUUUUUUUUUUUAAUUUCUUUGCAAAAAAAUAUUUAUUUGAUCCCCCCCAGCACAUCCUUACUUCUACAAAAUGCAAACGCAGAACAAAAUUGACAGAAUGAAUUAAAAAAAUACAGAAAUAGAAUGUAGCGUAUGUAUAUACUACAAUUCUAAAAAUAGCAUAUUUGGUGCAGAUUCUCCUUUAAACAGAUAUAGUUGGGUGAAACAAAGCCUGAACAUCCCGCUAUCUCAGUCUACACAUUUAGUUUUACAGUUUAACACUGUAUUCUAUGGUUACGUUGCAUUAUUAAAAGGUCAGAAUGACCUCUUGUCUUGACUCCUUUAUGUCUCACUGUGCUGCAAUUACCAACAGAUCAGAAAAUGUAUAUAUUUUACAUUUUUAGCUAGGCCUCCAGAAAAGAAUGAGUUCUGCUUAGUUCUUUGUGGGAGGUUAACACAGUGCCAAGUCUGGCUUUUUUUCCAAACUCAGAUGUUAAAAAGUAGAAAAGAAAUGGUCAGAGUGCAAUUUGCUAACCUGAUGUUAUUUAAAUGGUUUGUUUGUUUUGUUUUUUUUAGUACAUUUGACCCUUUUUUUUUGUCACUGUUGCCCUGGUUUGUUAAUUGGUGAUCCAAGAAUUUUCUUUUAAUUGCAACUUAAAGACCACCUUUACCUUUUUUUUGCAGUUAUAUCAUUUUGUGUGAAAUAAAAUGUUCAUAAAAAUUGUUGGCAAAAAAAGCUGAACAAUUUACAGAAGUCUACUUUUUAAACCUGUCUAAUCCAAGGACCGUGUCAUUUGGUUGUAUGUUUUGUGGAUCAGUUGACUACAAAGGGAUUUGUCAUUCCCACUUGUUGGGAAAAUUAAAAACAUUUUAGGGCAUGUACAUUACUGUAUCUGUAUUAUGUGAAGCACAUUAAUUUUAAAAGGUCAGUCCACCCAAAGGUGAUAUUAGUUAUUGGUGCAAUGUUUAAAUAAUGUUGCAGUUUAAAUAUGGCAAAACGUUGUGCUCCUUCUAUUUUACAAUGGCAAGUGCUACUUGUAAUUAAGACACAUACACAUCCAACAAAAUCUUUUAUAAAUUUCUUGCAGUGCUUCACCAAGCAAAAUAUUCUACACUUGUGCAAAAAGAUUGUAACUUGUGUACUCCUACUAUAAGUAAAAAUUCUGAUUAAAUAAAUAAUUUGACCUCACACUGCAUUUAUCAAGGCAGAAAUGUUUUCCAGGCACCUUACUACUUUGUGCAGGAGAUUAAUUCUUCCCAUAUCCCACACAUAGUAUGGACAUUGUGCUAUAUGCUUGAAGACGACAAACCUGCGCAUUACAGGAGUGCUCACAGGAAGAAAUGAUGAGGACUUUUUCACACCUGGAGCUUACAAUAAAUGCCCAUUCACCUCUAAAAACAGUGUAAGGUCAAAUAAUCUGUUACGUUGGAAUUUCUACCAAUGCUUUAUCGUCCAUUUUGCAUAAGGGUAGAAUGUGGUGAAUGGUGCUGGCUUUUCCCUCAUACUCCAUGAAGUCUCAUUGCUUGCUGCAUUCUCCAUAUUGUAUAAAAAAUGAACAAGGUGGACUGCCAAAUAACUUCCAUGGCAGAUGAAAAUAGAGUGAUAACUUUUUCAAGUCUGCGAGAGAUGCAUGAAUCAUUCUAUUAAAUUCUACCUAAAACUAAAACCUAACUUUUGGAUGGAAUAACCUUUACAUGUCUGAGCACAGUGGUACUGCAAAUGUAUAGGCAAACAGCACAUGAAAUGUUCCUGUCUGAAGUAUUGCAGAAGUAGCACUUUAAGUUAGGUAUCAAUAGAUUGCGAGAUGUCAGUUGGAAGGAUUCUGGCAAAAAAAUCCAGAUAAUUUUAGCCUGAUUAUAUGUGCUGCGUAGACACUCCUAGUGCCAGUCUUAUAUGAUAGUGGUGGAGGGAUAACAACCACUUUUCGGAUGGUAGUCUCUCUCCCUCAAGAUCAGUUGGCCAGGAGAUGUCCUCAGAGGUUCCAAUGUGUCCUCAACUAUACAAUUGUUUCCCAAACAGCGGAUUUAGAUGAUAAACAUCACACACUAAAUUUUUACUGGUUGGGAAGUGCAGUGCUAUCUCAUAUUAAAUAAUUACAACUUUUUAAGAGUUUGUAGAUCAAUAAAUGCCUCUUAUAGGAAGGAUGUCCUGCUCACUUCUGCUACAGCUUCUCUGAAAGCCAGCUAAACACACAGAAAAACGUCAAAAAAAAUAAGAGACGUCAAAGUUUUUUUUUUCACUAAAAUACACAUCUAAAAAAUACCUUGCUUUUAAGAGUGUAUAUUUUUUUUUCAAAUUAACAUUUAUCUUUGUGGGCCUUUAGCUGAGCAACUUGCCCCUGAUGAACAGAUAAUCAGCCAUCCUCAUGAAAGUUGGCACAAAAAUAUCUGCCUAUUUUUGGAGGUAGAUUAAACCUUGAGAAAAGUCAACAUUCAAUAACUGAAACCUCCAACUGGUUGAGUUCAAAUUAGUGUACCUAAGUGAUUAAACAUAUUGUUUAAUCAUCAAUGUACCCAAAUCUAGAUUGAUGUUUGGUGCCAGCUCAGAGGUCUGUUUUAAUUCCUAAAUGGAUUUGCACAUCUCCAUUGAGGAUACUUUUAUUUUUUUAAUUUAAUGUCCUCAAUGCUGUAUUUAAAUAACAUUGACCAACAGUUGAAUGUGCAGGACAACUCAUAAUAGCAGCUUGUUGUAAAGACCUUGAAUUAAUAGGUUUGCUUAAUUCCUUAAUAUUUGUAAGCAGACUAGAAAAUGUGUUAUUGGGAUUGGUUUAGAGAUACAUUUAUAAAAUUAUCAUCAUCUUUCCACUCAGCUAUCAAAACUCCACAAUUUAUGUCAAAUUUGGGCUUGACCUUUUGGAAAAUAUAAAAUGACAAUGACAUUCCACAGAGGGUGGCAAAGCACCUUAUUCAAAAUAUGUGGCCCCUUGUUAUGUCUUUGUCCAAGUAAGCACAGCUAAUGGACAUGCUGACUUUUACCAACAUAUUUGAGCGGGCAAACAUUGGGUCUUAUUUCAAGAAGUGCCUUCAGAUAAAAGGUGAUACACAGUGUUUGUGUCAUUUGUUUAAGUAUAUUUAAUUUCAUGAUCUAAAUUAACCAGAAUGCAGUUUUGUCAUAUAAAAAAAGCACAGCCCUACAGUUACCACCACUCGAACACCGUGAAAUUACAAUCAAGUAUUUCAUAAUAUGCCCCAAUGAGGUUGAUUUACUAAAGGCAAAUGGACUUUUUACAAGAACUUAGUAAAUUACAUCCAUCAUCGAAUCCUGUGCACACAUGUGGUCUUUGUUUUUUACUUUCCUUGCAUGUGAUGGAGUAUUAUUUGCCAAGUAAAGUUUCACCACGACCACUACUAGAAUUCCCUCGCAAAGUGAACAGCCUAUAUGCCUUUAGUAAAUAAACCCCAAUAAUAAGAAUCUCCUUAGGGUUAAACUUCUUAUUUAAGCCUCAGGUUUCUAGGGUCUGGUGUUCUUUGCUGUUGAUGCACGUGGUCUCAACAUGCCAAGAUCAAUAGAGCUUUUCAGACAUCCUUUAGAAGUGGUGAUCUUUUUAAUUCCCUUUCCAGACUUAUAAUGCAUACACAAAUUAUUUGAAAUAAUUCCACUGUCAGAAAAAUAAUCUUUAAAUUGUCAUAUAUUUCAAAUAACUGCUAAUAUGUCCAGGACUGAAUGGCUCCGACCAUUAAAGUCUCUAGGAACCCCAAAAUGUUAUUGCUGAAUUUGUGGAUAACUCUUGCAACACUUGGUAUCAAAGUGCAUGCAUGAAUGCAUGCAUGCAUCUUAAAAUCAGAAAGAUUGCACCAAUUGCAGUUUGUUCCAGAAGGUCAGGUUUUUGCCUAGACAUUCGAUGGCAAUGUAUAUGAAGAUUGAUUAUUCAAAGAUAGAAUUGUUUGGUCACGUUACAAUAGACAUGUUUGGCGCAAAUGAAAAAGACAGCAAAAGAAUCUCAUAACAACUGUGAAGUAUGUUGGGGCAAAUGUUAUGCUCUGGGUAUUCUUUUCUGCUUCAGAGCAGAUUGCAGCCAUCUCAACCAUACAUUGUGCAUCAUUUCGAAUUGUGCUUGAUAAGAAUGUGAUGCCAUCUGUCCAAACGUUGAACCAGAAAUUAGUCUUUCAACACCAUUAUAAUCUGAAGAACACUACCAAAUCCACCAUGGAAUGUUUAAAAAAAAAAAAAAAAAAAGAAGAAUAUGGGGUUAUCAAAACCAUGUUUUGAUUCCAUUUUGAUUUUGUAAGGGAUUUUAAAACUCACAGUUGAUGCAAGGCAACCUACAAAUGUCUUGCAACUAAAGAAAUUUAGCAUGGAGAAGUGGUUAAAAGUCAGUUUCAGAGAAAUUAAUCAAAAUGCCCACAAGAAAUCAUUCCUGCCUUCCACAAUACAUCCUUACAUCUAUUGUUAUUUUUGUUGAUUAAAUGAUUGAAAAUGUGCAAAUAUUUCUUGUUUGUAUUCCAAGUUGAUUACCUUUUAUUGGUCGGCACAGUUUUGAUAAAUAUCCAAAGUUUGCCUAUUCGAAUAUGUUGAAAUUGUUCAUUUCCAUGAGGUGUACUUAAUUUUCCUUAUGACUGUGUUUAUUUAACCAUGUUCUCCAACAGAUGGUAAAUUCAAGGCCUUUUACCUAAAACUUUUAUUUUUAUUUUGGGUGGAGGCAACAGUAUCAGCAUAUAAAGGUUAGUUUUAAAGCCCUGUCGUUAAGAUCCCCUCCAUAGUUGCUUCGGGAUUCUCCUCCCUUCUAUAUUAUUUCCUCUGCUGCUUCCUCUGUCUGGAUGUCAUCUGUGUAAGCAGCUAAGGGGAAGAGAUUACUGAAGGAACUUCAGUUCUGAAUUUUUACACAAGUGUUAAAAGUAGGUAUAAUGUUACACCCAGGCUGCUUACAUCACCUUCUACCAAGCCAUAAGAAGAUAUCUAAGAAGCCAUAGAUGAUUCAAUUCACUUUCCUUCCACAAUAGGUGAAAGGAAAGAAAAUCGUUCAUCAACACAAUCAGUGUUGAUGGGGGAAUGCCUGCUGCAGCAAUAUUGGCUAUUGUGUUCUGCCGAUAGGGAGCCUUCUCGACCAGCAGAACACAAUGAAUCCUGCUAGCAGCUAAUAGCCGCUGGCAGUAAUCGCAAGUAAAAACAAAAAGCAUUUAGGGUGCUUAUACCCAAGUCAAUUGAUAAAUCAACUUGGGUACAAUCGGCCUGCCCAUAAAAUGGAGCAAAUCUCAGAUGGUCACUGCUGAACCGGCCGAGAUUUGAUCCAUCUAUGGCCAGCAAUAUAUUAUUGUAAUAUAUUUAUUGUUUAGGAUGGAAAACUUCUUACCAGUUUAUUGUGGACUAGUUUAUAUUUUAUAUAGUUUCUAGUAUAUAAGCUUCUAGUUUAUAUUGUCCCUUCACCUCCUGUUCCAUUGUCAUAUGUCACUGGCACAAGAAGUGAAAAAAGCCAGAUAAGUUCGAACCUUCUCCUCUGUCCAAAAUGAAAAGUUUUGGCUGGAGUUGGGAUUUAAUUGUUGUUCUAUGUUCCUUCCAGCUGCCAUCUUUGCACUCCAACUACGUUUUGAGGUAGGUUGACACUCAUACAAUGCAAAGUGUUAUAUGGAUAACAUUUUACAAGCAGUUGAACUGAAUAUUAUUACAGACUAUAGUGAACAAAGUGUGGACAAGUAUAACAUAUACUAAAAAGCACAGCCACAAUUGAGCCACAUAUAUACUAAAUGCUGCACAAGGAUAAAAACAAAAAAAUCUAACACGGUAAUAUAAAACUAUUUAGCCCAUUUUCAUUUAAAAAUGUACAAAGUCCGACACCCCCACCCUUGCAAUUGUAUAACACACUCAGUUUAAGAACCAGUUACUAUUUUUAAUCAACUUCUUCCAUUCAAAGCAUUUUGCACAUGAUCUGUGAUUCAUUGUUAACACACAGAGACAAAAAAAGCCAAAACAUGCACUACUAUUUUUAGCAAAAUAAAAAGAAGUGUGGAGAUGUCUAAAUAUUUUUGACUUGCACAGUUGGAUGGCAUGUGAUUUCAAAUAAAACAUUAAUCCUUUCGACAGAAUGUUUAGGAAUUGAAGAAAGAUACACAGUUCUUUUUAACGCAUCUGUUUUAGAUACAAAGUAGUACUGUAUUUUAUGACUGUUAAACUUUUAUUUUUUAAGUUUGUGCUGUCAGAAACUUAACAGAGACACUGGUGAGUUAUUUUCAUACAGACGCUUUUUAAUUUUUUUGUUUUUGUUUCAUCCACUGGUACGUAUGUGCUGUUACUAUGUAUAGUUUAAGACUGUUAUUUUGUUACCAUGGUUGUCUGCUGAUAUCAAAAGUAAAGAGAGAAAAAAAUAGAAAUAAAAAAAGGGUAUCCAACAUUUCAACAGACGCUCAUAACUGUUUUUCAUAUCAUAAAACAAGGUUUUAAAGAAAACAGCUCCAUCAGAUACGGUCAUUAACUGUAAGAUGCUUUGUAAAAUUCACAUUUACAGAAUAAUAAAGUCAAUUGAAAAUUAA